Molecule: messenger RNA, 1230 nt
Organism: Aspergillus steynii IBT 23096
Lineage: Eukaryota; Fungi; Ascomycota; Eurotiomycetes; Eurotiales; Aspergillaceae
Product: clathrin light chain CLC1
Exons: 4
Coding region: 129-860 (243 amino acids)
Biological process (GO): clathrin-dependent endocytosis; intracellular protein transport; clathrin coat assembly
Cellular component (GO): plasma membrane; clathrin coat of coated pit; clathrin coat of trans-Golgi network vesicle
Molecular function (GO): structural molecule activity; clathrin heavy chain binding
Source: RefSeq, a predicted model, not a curated record
CCUCAUCUUGACGCCAGCUGGAGCCUUACUUUCCCGUCUGGUUCUCCUUUCUCAUCCCAUUGAUACCGAAUUCCUUCGCGACGUCCCCCUGACACUCCUCUUCUCGAAUACUACCGAACCAAAUCACCAUGGCCGACCGUUUCCCUUCGUUGGAGGAUUUCUCUGCGGGUCAAACCGAAGUGGUUGACACCAACGGCGGCGCCGAUGAGAAUGACUUCCUGGCCCGUGAGAGGGCUAUGCUAGGCGAUGAUGCCGAACAGUUCGCGACCUCCCAGGACCACGUCGCUGAGAAUGUCGACGAUGACGACCUACUGGGCGGUGCGGCGGAUGCCCCGUCGGGCAGCCCUGCUCACGAGGAGAUGUCAGGGUUCGAAUCGUCGUUCCCUGCUCUGGAGUCGCAGAAUGAGCAAGUUGCACCGGGCGGUACCAUCACUGGAACCGGCGCUCCCUUCCCACCCACCGGCUACUCCAGCUACCAAGAACCUCAGGAGGAACCUGAACCCGUCAGGGAAUGGCGCGAGAAGCGUGAUGCGGAAAUCACCCGCCGCGCCGAAAUCUCCGAGGAAAAGAAGAACUCGACCGUCCAGAAAGCCAGAGAAGACAUCGACGACUUCUACGUCUCUUACAACAACAAGACCGACAAGCUCCGUGCACAGACGAAGGCCGAGGCCGAACAAUUCCUGUCCAACCGGGAAGACACCUCGUCUGGCGGCACCAGCUGGGAACGUAUUGCGAAAUUGGUUGACAUUUCUGGAAAGGGAACCAAGGGCGGUGCCAGUGGAUCUGGCAAGGAACGUUUCCGCGAGCUGCUGCUCGAUCUGAAGAAAGACGAGAAGGCUCCCGGUGUCAGUGGGGUCUAGAUCGCGAGACCGGUUCGAUACACAACAAAACAUCCCCUCAAGAUAUGGGCCGAGCACGGGGAAGGAAUGUCUUCGCUCCUCAUGAGAGUCUUGCUCGUUUCCUUGAUGUUACUGCAUUCCAGCGCCUUCUACCAUGACUACCUACCGCUAUCCAUCCAUCCCCUAUUCUUCCAUUUACCUCCGGCUGCUUGACAUGUCCUCUCGACUUGGCCCGUAUUUUGUUACGCAUGAUUCUUCUCCAUUUUCUUUUUGUUCUAGCUUACUAUUCUGCCACCUGUGUCUUUCUAUUCUAAACCCUUUCUCUCUUAAUUUAUGUAGGUAAAUAACGCAUACAGUUCAUUUUGAUCAUCAGUCACUUAGUCAAUAUAUU